AUGAUAUGGCAUGAACAUAUCGAAAAAGGAAUUUCUCCUGAGGUAUUAAAAAUGGCUAUUGUUGUACCACUUCAUAAGAAAAGCGCUGCAAAGGAUUUAAAUAAUUAUAGACCCAUUUCUCUUUUAUCUAUUUUUUCAAAAUUGAAUGAUAUGAGUACUGAAAAUGUGCUUCUUAAGUUUUGUGGUGAAUUAUAUAGAUCUUUAAAUUUUAGCAAAGUUACUGUUGCUCUAUUUAUUGACAUCAAAAGGGCCUUCGAUAUGGUAGACCAUAACGUAUUAUUAGAUAAAUUGCAUAAUAUUGGUUUCAGGGGUCCUAUACAUUAUUGGUUCUCGUCAUACUUGGCCCGUCGCAGCAGAGAGUUAUUUUGGGUACAGAGUGUUCUGUUCAUAUGA
Messenger RNA from Condylostylus longicornis, 393 nucleotides. RefSeq lists its product as uncharacterized. The record is from RefSeq and is a predicted model, not a curated record. The transcript is spliced from 3 exons. NCBI's taxonomy places the organism in Eukaryota, Metazoa, Arthropoda, Insecta, Diptera, Dolichopodidae. Bases 1 to 393 code for a protein of 130 amino acids.